AUGUCAUUUAAUCGAGAGUUUUUCGAUGAGAGAUGGUCCCGGCACAGAACAGUGACCUGCUUGGACUGGUCUACACAGGUACUUGUAACAGAUGCAGUAGUGUUGACCUUUUAAUCCCCGAGAUCCACAUACAAAUUCUCUAGACUGAUCUACAAACAUUUCGUUACAGAAUCAGUUGAGAGAAUUUGAUAAAAGAUCAAAGCAAUUUCAUUUUGGGGAUCAUAACUCAUAACUUUUUUGCUGGAUAAUGUAUUGAUGUUACAUGUAGAAGAAAGUUGAUUAAGACUGGUUAGUGAUUUAAGAUUUGUGAUUUACCAUCAACCAACACCCCUGCUGAUUGUAAAAUGAACAAGUGAAAAAUCAUUCUAAAAGCAGCAAGUGUAUCUAUUUGCCGGUAAAUCACACACAAGUAGUCGCUAACUCUAUAGAUUUGCAAACUGGGUGAUUUGAAUCACAACAGUGACAUUGUAAAACGCUGAGAAGCAAGUAGUACCAUAGCACAAUGUCAAAGUGCUGCCAAAAAUGUUUCAUUCACAGACCCAAAGGUUAGAACCACCUUACAAGACGUUAUCACUCAUUUUGGGGGUAAAACUGUCAUUGAAGUCUUAAGGCAUGAUCUUCUGUGCCUCAGGCUUACUGGAUCUUUUUAUGAAAUGUUGGUCAUAUUGUUUUAAGUCCUUCUUUUUUUGUCUGUUGUUUUUUAGUACCCAGAAUUGCUAGUAGCUUCAUAUAACAACAAUGAAGAUGCCCCCCAUGAACCAGAUGGUGUAGCACUGAUAUGGAACAUGAAAUAUCAGAAAGAAUCCCCUGAGUACAUUUUUCACUGUCAGGUAAGCAGAAUCACUUCUUCUGAUCCACUGCCUUUCUUGUACACAGGACUAGGGCUAUGGUUGAAUCCCUGUGAAACUAACUUUCCUGGGAAAUCGUAAAAGGGUCACGUUUUGGUGGGGAUGCUAACAAACGAAAGUAAACCGAAGAGAAGUUAAGAAAAGUUUAACCUGGGAAAAAAACCGACAUUUUGCGAGGCAACCAAUGGUUUCCCUACAAAGUGAUGUCUGAGAAAUUCACACAUAGAAAUUCCAUACUAAUGACAUCACUACCCAGAUCUGGGUAGUGCUUCUGAUUGGUCAUGUCACAUGGUAAAUUUGCUUCAAACAAUCAUCAACACUACCGAGAUCUGGGUAGUGAUGCAUCAUCAGUAUGGAAUUUCUGUGCUUGUUUAUCACCACCGUCAUGGUGCUCUUUAGUUUACAUGUACGAUUGCAUGUAAUAUGUCCUUUUAAUGUAUUUACUUUUUGCUGUGUUGUUAAUCGGCUGUCAGCAGAGAUUUCAUAAUCGAUCAUAAUUGGAAAAACUUGUAAUCAGAUUGACCCACCUAAUCAAUCAAUCUGCAUUGUAUCUUUGUACGAAUUCCACUUAGGACAGCUGCUGUACCAUGUCUUAAAGCUGAUUUAGAUGGCAUGAGUUUUGCUUACGACCAUUGUACAUGAUUAGCAUACGUCAUGACUUCAUGAUAGAUCAUGUCAUGUAAAUUAGACGCACAACAUUUGUUUGACACACGUGGAUGUUGUCGGUGAAAAUUGUGUGCAUGUGGAUUUUCGAAAGUCAAUGAUUGGCGCACCACUGACUCUUUUUACAAUAACGUUAAUACUUGUCACAACUCACUGAAUUGAAUGUAUUUUUUUUACUUUAGUCAGGUGUGAUGUCAGUAACAUUUGCCAAGUUUCAUCCCAAUCUGAUCGUUGGUGGAACAUACUCUGGUCAGAUAGUGUUGUGGGACAAUCGAAGUAGUAAAAAGACCCCUGUUCAGAGAACUCCUCUGUCUGCAACUGCGCACACAGUAAGUUAAUACUCUGGGCCGGGUUGUUCAAAGCUGGGUUAAACUAACCCAGGGUUAGUGCGAAACUUGAAUUCAGCUAUGAUGAAAGCUUAAAAAGUAAUCCAGCUUAAUUCUUUUUGUCUACAAUUUGAUGAUUGGAUGCUCCAAAGAAAAAGGGGAAAAUUAUCAGAGAAAAUGCAUUUUAGCAAAAGAAAAAGAAACUUGGUUUUUAAUUUUAAUUUUAAAAAAUUUCGAGUUAUCACUAUUCUGCCUUUGAACAACUGGGCCCUUGUGUUAACAGUAUCUGUAGGCCCUCUGCAGCUCGGUUUUACGUGACCUAUCUUAUGACAAUAUUCUGGAAUACAACCCUAAAAUUACUAGAGAUUGAAAGAACAUUAAAUAAUUAUUAUAGGAAAUUACAAGGGCAACUUGGUCAAGGCGAGUCAAUCAGAACAUGUGUGAGCACUGUCGGCUCAGGCAAAGGGGUCAAAUGUUUUCUCACAGAAACGCUUGCUAAAGUUGACUUGGCUAGACAUAACCCGUGUGGUAACCGGUCAAAUCGCCCGAAAGUCAUCUUGCCUGUAAACCGUAAACCGUGAUUACAGGGUUUGAACAGUCCUGAAAAGUCCUUGAAUUUUAGGGGAAGUCCUUGAAAAGUCCUUGAAUUUUCUUCAACUUUGAAUGUUGUGGCCUGGAACGAAUUUUUUUAUGCUUUUUGGUUGUCCAAGGAGAAUAUAAAUCAUAGCCCAGAGAAUUAAAAGGUUAUUUACAUAAAGUGCUCUUAUUAAAAUAAACUGGGAAUGUGCAUUUUUGUAGAAUCUGUGAAAUUAUAUUCCUAGUAGGUGGUCCUUGAAAAGUCCUUGAAAAAUGGUUGCAAUGUUUUGUAUGAACCCUGUGAUUACUCCUUAGCAUUAUAAGAAGUAGCUUGAAUCUGAUCACCAUGCACAUGCCCAUGUUAUUUUCACAGCAUCCAGUGUAUUGUGUGAACGUGGUUGGAACACAGAAUGCUCACAAUCUGAUCAGUGUUUCUACUGAUGGCAAGAUGUGCUCCUGGAGUCUUGACAUGCUCUCUCAGCCCCAGGUAAAAAGCUGAUGAUCUCUCACUUCCUUUCAAUUAGUUAGAAGUGUAAUAUUUUCCCAGGGGGAUACCCCGGAUACGAUACCCCGGAUACGAUCAUCCCCGGAUACGGGGAUGAUCGAAUGGGGACAAAAAUUAAAACCCAAAAAAAUCCCUAGGGCUACCAACAUAACCCAAAAAAAUCCCUGGACCAAAACUUAACCCCCAAAAAAUCCCAUGCCGAAUUUUCGAGCCUUAAAAAAUUACAGAAAGCAUUAAACUAUAUAACACGUUGUUCCUUAUUUGGUUAUACUUUAUUCGCAGAACUACGCGGCCGGGAUAUUCAGGCACUACCAGGAAUCUUCACAUUGUUUUAAAUGCCCAAAAAAUUCCGGAAUCGAAAAUUUCAAACCCAUAAAGAUCCUUUGAUCAUCCACGUCACUUGAAAUCCGGGGUACCCCCCCCCCCCUUCACCCCAACCCGGAAAUAUUUUAAACUGAUUCCUGUAAGACUAGAAUUCCGAAGAAAUAAUUAAGUCUGUUGUUUUCAAACUGGAAAUUAGAAUGAAAGUUCAUAUCCUAAACGGGCGCUAAAGUCGCUAAAGUAGUGCUUGAUCAAAAAAACGAAAUUAUUGAAAAAGGUUCGUUGGGCCCAUGAGCGCCUCCCCCAACUCCUAUCCUACCAAAAGACGUUUUUUCUUUGCUUUUUCCGACGCGUUUGUGAGCGAAACGUGGGAGCGAGCGCAGAGUGCGAGAACGAGCGUGAAACGCCAGAAACGAAAGACUUUGUUUUCCUUUCCUCACCCCAGCCCGUUGCGCUGGCGGUUCUCGCCAAACCCCUUUGUAGAAUGACGACGGCUAUCACGCAGUUUUCCCGCCAAAAUGACGUUGAUUCACGUGCGCUACUCGUAAUCGUACUCGUCUUAGAAUCUAAUGGUCUCUUAUAAAUCCCUCGCUCUCGCUCGUCGAUCUCUGAAGAGAAAAUAGAGGGUCUGUGAACAGGCUACCCAACUCCACCCUCGCCCAUCUACUCCUACUAAUGCUUAUGUGAUUUAAUUGAAUAAGUAUUUAUGCAGGGUAAAAAUUUCGUCAGUAAUAAAAAAAAGCCGGAAAAUCACAAACCGUAGCACUGCAAAGUAACGUGGCUCUUAUACAACGACAUCAAGCAUAUGAGAUGGUUACGAUGCGAAGUUGGAUUAAGACUGCGACAACAAAUAAGACAGUCUUAAAAACGAUAGUAACAUGCUGCCAGGGGCCAUCUAUGGCUUACCUCACAAUAUGUAAAACAAAUAGUUUAAAAUUCAGGUUAAAAAUAUACGCACCCUUCUAAAACCUACCCCACCCCCACCCCCACCCGAUCCCCCUCCGCUUUCAAUAGGCCUCUGGAAAAACAAAACAAAAUACAUUCGUUUAUAAACACCUCGCAUAUAAGCCUCCCUUUACCUUUCCUUGAAAUAAAUUCGAUUUAUUAUGAUCUUUGGAAGCUCAAUUAAAGACCAGUAACUUCAAAACGUAUUUUGAUCAGCAUCACUACAGUUUGUUUCAGAGCAGUUUUUCUAUUCGCGUUUUAAGGCUCCUCGGGUAAAAUCCCCUCCCUUUAUAAGCUCUCCUAAAACUUCUUAGGAAGAUGUAUAAGCUAGGGCUUUUAAAGAGCAGUUUACGUUAUUAGCGUGGAGGUAUUAGAGAGGUUAAGCAUCACAUUUACUUCAAACGGCAAACGCAAAUUUGUACCACGUGACCAAGUUUCCCCAUUCUUGUCGCCUACUGUUCAUUAUUUCUACACACAAAUUAGUAGUUUCAGGCAAUUUUUUAUCCAUAUGACUUUUCUGGGCUGUUUUUAUCUGCUCAUUUUCUAUUUUUCUGCUUGAAUCUGACGUUUGCCGUUUGCCGUAUACGUGAAGCUUAAACUCUCUACUGUUCGUGGCCAACUAAUGGUUUGCAUUUCAAUGAUUUCAGGACAGCAUGGAGCUUCAGUACAAGCAAUCCAAGGCAGUAGCUGUGACAAGCUUGUCCUUCUUAGCCGGCGAUGUGAAUAACUUUGUAGUCGGUAGUGAAGAGGGCUCUGUCUACACAGCCUGUCGGCAUGGAAGGUAGGUAACGCAGUGGCUUGAUUUGUAACCUGCAGAAGCGGCGCUGUUUUUUUUGGCGUUUUUCGGGCGAGCGAAGAACGAAGCGGGCGUGGAGCGCGCGACACACGGGACACACGCGACGAGGAAAGGCGUGGAAAAAUAACUUUUAAUAAUUUUUUCUGUGCUCCCUGUUGCGCGCGUCUCGCGCCUUUUCUUCUUUUCGCGCUUACCUUCGCAAGCCUGCAAAACGCGAAAAAAUAACGUCCGCGGGCUUUAUCUUUUGCUUCUACAGUGGAACCCCGUUAAUGCGGUCACCAAUAGGCCAAAAAAAUUGACCGUACUAACGGAUGACCAUAUUAACGAGGGAUUUUUUACAAGAAAAUGUAUGGCCGUUUUGCCAGGCGGCCAAAAAAAGUGGCCUUAAUAACGAGGUGGCCUUAAGCCGGUGUUUCACUGUACUUGCUUCCGUAGGCGUUUAAGGACGCGUUUAUUUCAGAAAAUCUCAAUUGAGAUUCCAAAAUCCAAACCUGGGUUUUGAGUUCCUUCACUGAUCCAAAAGUAGAUUUUGCGUUUCUGUACUAAAAUCCAAGAAAGGAUUUUGCGCUUUCCGAAAUGUUUGAUGUCCUUUGAUAUGCGCAUGUUUUACGCUCUGGUCAGCGGUACCUAUAAACGUUAUCAGGAAUCGAAUCAAAUUUAUUUCCCCCUGCAUCGCUAAAAUUUGAGAACUUUAGCCAUUUUCCUGGUUAAAAAGGCCAAACGAUUUGUAUCCUUGUAGUUUUAGUGUUAUAGAAUGUUGCUUGGCUUCUCAACGCAGCAAGCUUAUACUUUAAAAGGUUAGGAUAUCAUGCAGUAUGAUUUGAGGCCGUGGUUUAAUUGAACAAUAUAAAAAUUAUUUCUCCACUUUUCUCAUUUUAUAGUAAAGCUGGCAUCAGCGAUAUAUUUGAAGGUCAUUAUGGUCCAGCGACAGGUAUUGAUACGCACUCCGCGGCUGGACCUAUCGACUUCUCCUAUCUCUUCUUAACAUCGUCAUUUGAUUGGACCAUCAAACUCUGGAGUCACAAGGUAAUCAGCGGCUGUUGCUACAAAAGCAUGCGCACUGCGCCGAUUUGCGCGUCAGAGUGGGUCGCUGUGGUGACGAAUUGCAGUGUGGGGCUGUGUUGGGGACGCUAUCUCUUCUUCUAUUAGAGAGCUUUAGUUUCUAAGACGAGGGCGACUGCGAGAUCGAGAUUUUCUCAGUACUAAGGGUGCGUUCGACUGGGAAAUCUGGAUGUAGAUUUUCGGAUUUCGGAUUUGCAAUCGACCGCGAAAUCCGAUGCUGAGAUAUCUGUUUUUGGAUUUCCUUUUUGCCGUUCGAUUGGAAAAUCCGGAAAAGGAUUUGAAAAACUGUCCUUAAGAACAGCGGUCUUGCACGCGCCCGCAUAAUUAGCCAAUGGAAGACUGCUGUUUACGAGAAUAGUUUUGCAAAUCCUUUUUCGGAUUUCCCAAUCGAACGGUAAAAAAGAAAUCCAUGAAAUCCGGAUUUGGAUUUCUUAAUUGAAAGCCACCCCCAGGACAGAUUUCUCGGAGGUAAAAUCUGUUUUUGGAUUUCGCGUUCGAUUGCAAAAUCCGAAAUCUGGGUUUCAAAAUCUAAAUCCGCAUUUCCCAUUCGAUCGCAACUUAAGUAGCGCACGCGUGAACCAGCGUCAUUUUGGCGGGAAAACGCGAUUGCCGUCGUCAUUCUACUUUUGGUAUUAGCGAAAAUGUCGUAGUGAUGGAAACAAGUUAUGAAGUGUUAAAAGUUUCAUCAUUUUGCGAUUGGAAGAGGGCCAACCUCCUUCAUUAGAAAAUUCUGUUCUUGGGUAUUUUACGACAUUAAAUCUGCGACGUUUCUUGAAUCUAUGCUUGCGUUAUUCAGAACCCUCGGCCACUGUAUUCGUUUGAAGACAAUGGCGAUUACGUGUAUGACGUACAGUGGUCACCAAUCCACCCUGCCUUAUUCGCGGCUGUGGACGGCACUGGAAGACUGGACCUGUGGAACCUUAACAACGAUACUGAGGUACAAAUUUGAACUAUAUUUCGUUUGAAUGCACGUGAAACACGUGUAUUACUCCCACCCAAUCUCCAUCACUUUGCUCCCUUGCAGGUACCAACAGCAAGUACACAUUCCGAAUCAAUGACGUCACUGAACCGUUUGCGGUGGACGCAUUCAGGGCACCAGAUUGCCGUGGGUGACGAUGAUGGUCACGUGUUCAUUUAUGACGUUGGGGAGGUGAGAGAACUCACGAAAAAUGUUAAGUUAUCGAGAGUCGAAUAUAAGAAAGUUCCCGCUCAUUCAGUAUUUAUUGCCAGGGGGAACUGUCUCGAAAUUUGUCUGGGAAACUGCCCACCUACCCCUUCCCUAAGCCAACAUCAACACUUACUUCUAACUUAGGGUAAAAUGUUGGCUUAGGGGAGGAGUAGGUGGGCAGUUUCCCAGAAACUUAUAAUGAUCCCAGACAGUGGGAACUGCCACCAAACUAAGUGAACAUAAAAAUAACUACUCAGAACAUGAAAAGAAGGUAUAAAUAAUGCAGCAAAUACAAAAGGAGAAGGAAGAAGAAGAUUGAAACGGAUUGGAAUGGUGGCUUUUGCGCGGAAAACGUGGUAGCCUAACAGAUGUUAAAAGUUCAUUUUUGUUUGCUGUAACAGUUGGUAAUUAUAAUACUUGGGAGUACAUUAUUAUUUGUUUGACACGAAGCUGUGGUUACGAUCCGACGACGCGAUGGCAACGAAACGUCAAGAGAACCGAAUAGUUUUGGAUUAGAAGGCAAAACAACAACUUUGCAGAUGCAUCACACUUUUUUGUACAUUUCUUAAGCGUUUUUGCACCACCACGAAGUGCAUUUGCCUAAUUUCGUGUUUUAUUGAGACCGUAAACAAGCAAUGACGAAAUUUUAUUUCGCUUUCUGAACUUGAAUAUGGUCCCUUGGAAUUCAAGUUCAGGAGGGUUCGCGUACAUUUGACAAAGUACGUAAGAAGAAAUAAUCGCCGUAAAGACUAAAAGAACGCAAAUUCACUUUCUAAGCGACGUUCUCGUUGCCGUCGCGUCGUUGGAUCUUAAAGUCCAUUGUAGCGAAUAUGGACGCGUAUUUGGUAAUAGAUCGUUUUUACUGUCACGCAACAAAAAAAUAAAUUGAAAACCGCCCAGUGAAAGAAGCCAAGAAAAUGAUAUGUUAUAAAAGACUAAUUUUUAAACAAUUUGUCCAAGUCUCAGGUCUUUUUGGCCCACAGUUUCUGAGUUAUUUGCCAAGACGUUUCACGCAUCUUUGAGGAGCUUUGUAUGGAGACGCCAUAUUGGUGCACAGUGUUGGUGCACCAAUAUGGCCGCCGAAAAUCAACAAAAACAUCUGCAGUUCACUUGUUCUAUAAAAGCUCCUUCUUUUCACUCGAGAACUAGCCUACGUACCCAUAAACAUAUCUUCUAAUACUUGAAAUGGUUAUACUGCUGAAAAUCAAGAGGAGAGACUUUUUUCCAACGAGACAGCAUUCCUAUUUUGGUGUCACGCACUCUGAAAACUCGAAGUUCAAAUCGCUGUAUUUUCGAAAUGAAACAUGCUAUGGGACUGAAAACUUGUACAAAGAUUAAUUUUUUGUUUAUCUUCAACCUAGUGUAAAUAAGCAUUCGUAAAACCUCGCUAUUUUGACUUUACAAUUUGAUGACGUCACUGUGAAAACCAUCUAUAUUCACAAAAUGAACUAGACCACCGUGAUACUGCAGCCCUUGUAUCUCCUCUACUGUCCAUGUUUUACUCGUGUUGACGAAAUAAUGAUCUCUUGCUUUUUGUUUUCCUUUCAGCAACUUGCGGUGCCGAGACCUGAUGAGUGGUCCAGAUUUCAAAACACUGUUCACGAAAUUCAGGCUAAUGCCUCGUCUAACAUCGGUGAAUUCGGUUCACCAAAGAUGUCUCCCUCUAAGAUACCAUUCAGUUAA
Porites evermanni is the source of this 8893-nucleotide messenger RNA. NCBI's taxonomy places the organism in Eukaryota, Metazoa, Cnidaria, Anthozoa, Scleractinia, Poritidae. The record is from the annotation of a GenBank genome assembly.